Messenger RNA from Aspergillus pseudonomiae, 1730 nucleotides. Its product is annotated as C3HC4 finger protein. The record is from RefSeq and is a predicted model, not a curated record. NCBI's taxonomy places the organism in Eukaryota, Fungi, Ascomycota, Eurotiomycetes, Eurotiales, Aspergillaceae. Bases 101 to 1471 code for a protein of 456 amino acids. Gene Ontology annotation, molecular function: ubiquitin protein ligase activity. Gene Ontology annotation, biological process: protein ubiquitination. The transcript is spliced from 3 exons.
GUCUGGUAGUAUCGAAACUCUCCGUAAAGAGCUUCAGGCCAUCCGCCACGGGACUUUAACAAUUCUCAAUAACCUGCAAUUGCUGACAGAGUCUUUCCUCAUGGCGCAACCUGUCUUAUCGAAUUCCUGGGACUCAAGCAAUGUUCCUGAGCUCCCUAGGAUCAAUCCCAGCCUGUCACCUUUGGUUAUGAACAAUCCUGGGGGUAUGGGCUCUUCUGGACCACUGAAUAUGCAGAACUCUACAAACCCCAGUCUUCUGAGCGCGCAGACGGUCAAUUCUAGUCCUUAUACUCCGCAUGGUCUUCCUAACGCAAACAGCGGUCUAUAUCUCCCAGGUCCAAAUAUGUUUGGAGCACCUAUAACGAAUAAUGGGUUCUCUUUUUCUCAGGUUCCUGAGCAAUUUACUACGUUUCCUCCGCAAUAUACGCACAGCAAUGACUCAUUUCCCAACAUGCAGAGCCAAUUUGGUGGAUCAGUUAGCCUGGACAGCACUGGGCAGAGUCAGUACCGGAAUAAUGGGCCCCAGGGGUCUGAGUUUUCUCAAGCGGGCUUACAAGGACCCUCUGCGGCGGCUGGACAGAGCACUUCUCCAUUCGUACCUCCGAAUACUUACUAUCAAGACGUUUUCCCUUACCCCGCUCAGGUCUUGCAGCAGUUUAUCCCAUAUCAAAACAUGGCACAGGUUCCGCAUACUACAAGUAUCCAGUCGGCAUCACUAGGGACGACGAGCCAGGAUGUCUCUGUAAUUCCUUCGCUUAAUCGGCACGCAUCAUUUCGAUCCCGCCCAUAUGGCCAGUUUCCGCAAGCAGGAGUCUCCCCCACAUCUACAUCGAUUCAUCAUAGGCGGCAGCAUCGCACUCAUAGUAUUGCUUCAAGUGCCCCGUCUGUCCAACAGCAACAUAGCAGGGCAAAUUCUCAAAAUUUACAUUUGCGAACUCGGUCUAUAAGGGAGCCGAGUACGUCAAAUGGGCUUUCACCACAUAUCCACAGGAGUCACACUACGAUGACUGGAACAUCGCAUAUUUUGCCCAAUACGGGAAGCGAGACUCAGCUGGCCCCAUCACUCACUCAGCAGGAACAAGUAGAACUCGCUCGAAGACUCCAAAUGAGAGAGAUACUGCGUUCCGCGCGAUCCAAUGAAACCCAUGCUUUGCAGCUAUACGAGGAAAGCUACUUUCGCCGGCAUCGUCGUCAACAGGAGGAAGCAGUGUCGCAUGCCAAGGGGUUGGACGAUCAGAAGGAUGGACGCCCGGAACCCAAGGAUGACGAGGAGCUGACUGUCAACCUCGAGUGUAAAAUCUGUAUGAGCCAGCUUGUGGAUACUGUUCUCAUUCCUUGUGGGCAUGCGAUUCUUUGUCGCUGGUGUGCUGAGCAGCAUUCGCGGUCGGAUCGGUCCCGAUCCAAGGCAGCGGUGCUAUGCCCACUCUGCCGCACUCCUGUGAAGCAGAAGCUCCGCAUCUAUCUCUCGUAAUCUACUACUCUAGUGGAGGAGGAUACCAUGUGUGGCGGGAUCUACGAGUUACGACCAUUAUGUAGUGCAUCUCUAGCCUCUCCUUGCUUUCUUGUUCUUCUAUGACUUAUUUUCGCUUAUUUCUAUCCAUUCUCGCAUCUUUGGAUUAAUUGGGGCGGUUAUCGCAUUAUUUGGAGUACAGGUUCCAGCGAACGACUAUCAGCAGUUUCGGCCACGUAAUCUUCGCCUAGUACCGAGUCAAUAACAUCCAUAUUGAGAA